This is a messenger RNA of Colossoma macropomum (tambaqui), 1572 nucleotides long. RefSeq names its product cytosolic iron-sulfur assembly component 1 (gene ciao1). Lineage: Eukaryota; Metazoa; Chordata; Actinopteri; Characiformes; Serrasalmidae. Gene Ontology annotation, molecular function: protein binding. The record is from RefSeq and is a predicted model, not a curated record. Gene Ontology annotation, biological process: iron-sulfur cluster assembly. Gene Ontology annotation, cellular component: cytosolic [4Fe-4S] assembly targeting complex. Bases 139 to 1134 code for a protein of 331 amino acids. The transcript has 7 exons.
CUCCUUAAAUGAGUUUAGACGAGCGGCAGUGAAGAAAAGCAGGAAGGAAGGCGACGGCAUCUGAUAAAACAACUGUCAUUUAAAGUAUCGACAGUUCUGCUUCGUGUUUGGGCUGUUAAGGUCCAGAAUCUGGUAGAAAUGAAGGACACUUUAGAGUUAGUGCAGAGGCUGAGCGCUCACCCGGACUCGCGCUGCUGGUACGUAGCGUGGAGCCCGAAGGGUUCACUGCUGGCGUCCUGCGGAGGAGACCGAGCGGUCAGGAUCUGGGGGAGAGAAGGAGAUAAUUGGGAGUGUAAGUGUGUGCUGUCAGAUGGACACCAGCGGACUGUCCGAAAGGUUGCCUGGUCGCCCUGUGGCAAUUACCUUGCAUCGGCCAGCUUUGAUGCCACUACAUGCAUCUGGAAGAAGAAGAAUGAUGAUUUUGAGUGCCUUACAGUGUUGGAAGGACAUGAGAAUGAAGUGAAGUGUGUAGCCUGGGCACCAUCUGGUAAUUUGCUGGCCACCUGCAGCAGAGACAAGAGUGUGUGGAUAUGGGAAGUUGAUGAGGAGGAUGAGUAUGAAUGUGUGAGUGUGGUAAAUUCACACACACAGGAUGUGAAGCAUGUAGUUUGGCAUCCCACACAAGAGCUCUUGGCUUCAGCCAGUUAUGACAACAAGGUGUGCGUUUAUAAAGAAGAGGAUGAUGACUGGGAGUGCCGGGCAACUUUAGAGGGACACACGUCCACUGUCUGGAGUCUUUCCUUUGACCCAGAGGGACAGAGAUUGGCCUCCUGUAGUGAUGACCGCACUGUAAAAAUAUGGAAGGAGUGCAUGCCAGGAAAUGGUUCUGCUGAUGGUGCAUGGACAUGUGUGUGUACCCUGUCUGGGUUUCACAGCCGUACAGUAUAUGAUGUUGCAUGGGAUCGUCUGACUGGUGCCCUGGCGACUGCAUGUGGAGAUGAUGGAGUUCGUAUUUUUAAGGAAGACACAACUGCCGAUCCUGAGCAGCCUGUCUUUUACCUGUCAGCUCACAUGCCCAAGGCUCAUAGCCAGGACGUUAACUGUGUGGCCUGGCAUCCUCAGGAAGCGGGUCUGCUGGCCACCUGCAGUGACAACGGAGAAAUUGCCAUCUGGAACUACCAUACAGAUGCUUAACCUGACAAGGGAACAUUCUUUGCACUGGACUCAGAAAGCACUGAAUUUUACCUUUACAGUCAUCAUGCGGAAAGAGUUGAAAUUCGAAACAGUCAUGCUACCUACUGUAUAUUUCCACUGAAACAUAAAAAAUAGUCUGUUCAUUUUAGUCUUGUUCUCCAGACAAAUCAGUACUGACAAUUCUCUUUGCAAAAUUUCAUUUUCCAUUGUUUGUUUUUUUUUAAAUGUCAAGCAUUCUGUCACUCCUGGUCAAAUUUAAAGUAUACUUGCAAUUGAGUGACAGGAUGCUUUACAUUGUAGAAAUUCUUUUUCAUGUAUUUACAGGAAAAAUACAAUAUCCAAAAAAAAAGAAGAUUGAAGCUUUAUUCAUGAAACCUGAAAACUAUGUAUAAUUCUGUUUUUCUUCAAAUAAAAAACAACUUUGAAGACAACGCAGCA